This is a messenger RNA of Penicillium verhagenii, 663 nucleotides long. Its product is annotated as DUF1014 domain protein. NCBI's taxonomy places the organism in Eukaryota, Fungi, Ascomycota, Eurotiomycetes, Eurotiales, Aspergillaceae. Gene Ontology annotation, molecular function: transcription coactivator activity. The transcript has 3 exons. Gene Ontology annotation, cellular component: nucleus. The record is from RefSeq and is a predicted model, not a curated record. Gene Ontology annotation, biological process: transcription by RNA polymerase II. Bases 1 to 663 code for a protein of 220 amino acids.
AUGGGUGGCAAGAAAGCAGUUGGAGAGAACUCCAAAAAGGCUGCUGGCAACGCUCGCAAAGCCGACGCCGCAUCCCAGAAGAAGGCCGCCGAGGACCAGAAGAAAUCCGCCGAAGAAGAGAAGCAAUGGUCCAAGGGAUCAAAGAGCAAUGCUAAGAAGGAUGACGCUGAGGCCAAGAAAGCUGAGGCUGCUCGCAAGAAGGCCGAGCGUGAUGCUCAGAUGGCUGAAGAAGAAGCCGCUGCACCAUCCAAGCCCAAGGGUGCCGGAGCUAAGACCGCACAAAAGAAGAACCGUGGUUUGGAUCUGUCACAGCUUGACGACGAUCCCUCUAAGAAGGGCUCCUCCAUCAGUGCCUCUGGUAUCGAUAACGCGCUGGAUGCUCUAUCCCUGACGAGCAAGGACACUACGAAGGUUGAGCGCCACCCCGAGCGACGAUUCAAGGCCGCAUACGCUGCAUUCGAGGCCCGCAGACUCCCCGAGAUUGAGGAGGAAAACCCUGGUUUGCGACGACAGCAGCGUAUGGAUCUCUGCCGCAAGGAAUUCGAGAAGCACGAGGACAACCCCUUCAACCAAGUUCACGUUGCCAUCAAUGCCUCCAAGGAGGAGAUCGCUGCGGUCAGAGAACAGGAGCGGACCAAGACCGAGCGCAGACUUGCCAAAUAA